AAUAAUAAUAAAAGAGGUGUACUCGAUCCUCACGCUAUCCCAUAACCGAAAUCAAUAUUUGUAAAAAUGUAGUACCGGAUAGCUCGAUAGAUGGCGUUAGGAUCGAGUUAGAUGGCGAUAUGGUUUCGUUACCGGCAAAACAUUAGGCUACUAGGUUUGACAGCAAUAAAUUUGUCUCGCUCUGAGGUACGUCGUUUCAUUCGAGUAUCCCUGGCUUCAAAGCACCUUGUACUGAUAUUGUACAUGGUCCUUCGAGCCGGAUGGUGUUUUUGGAAGAACACAGUGAAAAAGUAUUAGUUACGCGAUUCGAUACGAGGUGGCGCUGGUUGUCGGUGAAAACUACAAGUUGCGGAUUGUGUGCAGAGAAGAACUUAGAAAAAUCGAGUGAGUCCCGUGAGUAGUGAAGUGCAUUUGUGGACAAUAAACUGUGAGUACAUUCAAGUGUUAUUAAGAUAGUUCAAAGUCAGGAAUUUAAAUAUUUGCAUGGACUUAGUAAAAUAAAGUGUGCAGUCUUGGUCGGGGACUUAGAAUAGUUUCGAUAAAAACGACCAGACGACGAAUCUAUGCCCGAUUUUGCAUAGAUUUUACAAGUGUCAAACACUUAGAAAAAUUUCAAUUCACCGGACUUAGAAUAUUUCUCACUUAUUGGGACUUAGAAAAAUUACGCCACUUCGGACUUAGAAAAUUUCUCUCUUGUUGGAACUUAGUCAAUUUAUCCUUCACUGGACUUAGAAAAAAUCACAUUGGUUGACACUUGCAAUAACACAGUUGGAAGACAACAUGGAAAGGGAAUUGAGAAAGUUGAAGGAUGUCAAAGGACAGAUUGAGAAGGGCUUAAUAAACUUUAAAAAGUCUCCGAAAGACCGGAUGAAUUACAAUUAUGUGGAUACGCGUCUAGAGAUGUUAGAGACUCAAUUCAAGAAUUUUACUGUAAAAUACGAAGGAGUAGUAGGAGAAUGUGAAGGUGAAGAACUCUACGAAUUCUUUCAGGAAGACAUUUAUGAAAAGGUUUACGAAACGUAUUUAACUUAUAAAGUCGAAUUAAAAAAUGCUCUGUCUCAAUUAAAGGUUCACAGUUCCAAUAAAGAAGUUUGCGAUGUUUCAUCUGACACUGUAGUACGAUUGCCAAAAAUAGUUUUACCCACUUUUAGCGGAAAAUAUACAGAGUGGUCAUCGUUCCGAGACUUGUUCCUAUCAUUAGUCCAUAAUAAUAAAAAACUUGACGACGUGCAACGUCUACACUAUUUGAAAACUCAGUUGUCGGGUGAAGCAGAACAGCUUAUAAGACAUGUUCCUAUUACUGAUCUUAACUAUAAGAAAUGUUGGGAAAUGUUAGAACAUAGGUUUAACAAUAAGAAAUUUAUGUCCACAUGUAUUUUAAACCGACUAUUUGGCCAGCGUAAUAUUGGAAAUGAAUCAUCAAAGGCACUUAAAGAUUUGCUUGAUGUUACAAGUGAUUGUUUGCAUGAACUUACCAAUAUUGGAAUAGAUGUUAGUUCGUGGGAUGUGAUUAUUGUUUAUGUCGCAAGCUUGAAGUUGGACGUAGAAUCUAGGAAGCAGUGGGAACUGCAUGUUAGUAAAUCCUCCGAUGAUCUACCUUCAUUUAAACAGUUUUGCGAGUUUUUAGAGACGCGUUUUCGUGCCCUAGAAUGCGUUGAGCCUAAACAUAGGGCAAGAGGCGAUAAUAAUCCUACAUCUCACACUAAAGUAAUGCAUGGUACUACUAAUGUUUCAUGUCCACAUUGUUCCGAGAGCCAUAAGCUCAGCAGUUGUAAGAAGUUUUGUCAACUAGAUAUUGACGGUCGUCGUGCCAUUUCACAGUCUUUAGGUGUCUGUUUUAAUUGUCUGGGAAGUCAUCAUACUUCCAAAUUUUGUCGUGUUCUUUCAAAAUGCCGUAUAUGUCAGAGGAAGCAUCAUACGUUGUUGCAUCCUAAGAACCCUGUUGGAGCUAGUGGUAGUGAGGCUUCUACGUCAGUGGAACCUGUCACCUCACCUGAACGUCCUUCAGAGCCAGUACAUGAUGUUAGUGCAAACAUAGCAACUCAUUUUGUGAAUGGACAAGCGCAGGGUCAAGUCUUGUUAGCCACGGCUUUGGUGAAGGCCGAAUCACAAAAUGGGUCCUCUCAAAUCUUGAGAGCUUUAUUGGAUCAAGGAUCACAAGCAUCCUUCAUAACAGAGGCAGCAGCGCAAUUACUUCGCUUAAAGAGAGUAGUUUCUAAGACUACUAUUGCAGGUAUAGGAGGUGGUCAUGGCAACAUCGUUUCUAAACAUGUAGUGAAUAUUAAUAUACAAUCGUUGCAUGAUCCCUCUUUUACCGUGAAGGUUACUGCGCAUGUACUUAGCUCACUGACCUCAGUUAUGCCAGAUACAUAUUUUGAACUUGAGGAUUGGCCAGAAAUCCACAGUAUAAGUCUAGCAGACCCAAAGUUCAACUGUCCUAAUAAAAUCGACAUUUUAUUAGGAGCUGAAACAUAUGGUCGUAUUUUAAAGGAAGGUCUGAUCAAGAGCCCAGCAGGCUCUCCGGUUGCACAAGACACGCAUUUAGGUUGGAUUGUGUCAGGCCAUGUUAGUAAAGCAAAUAAGUUGCUAAAUUCCCAUAAUACUGUGAUCGCUAUGCACACUCAAAUUGAAGAAAACGAUAUGUUAAAGCGUUUAUGGGAGUUAGACUCUGAAACUACUUUAACGAAAAGGCUUUUUACGCCUGAAGAACAGGCCUGCGAAGAGUUUUAUGCACAAUCCACGGAAAGAGAUGAAAAUGGGCGUUAUGUCGUAAAAUUACCUUUUCGUUCAGAAGAUCCACUUUGUAAAUACGGUCAGUCUAAAAAUAUUGCGGUAAAAAGAUUGCUAGGUUUAGAAAGGAAGUUGGGUAGGGAUCAUGAAUUAAAACAACAGUAUACUGAUGUGAUAAACGAGUAUUUAUUGCUGGGCCAUAUGGAGAAAAUUACCGACGAGGCUGAAAGAAAUAAAAGUGAUGCGGUUUAUUUGCCUCACCACGCAGUGGUUAGACAAGAUAAACUGACUACUAAGGUAAGAGUGGUUUAUGACGCGUCGUGUAAGGGGACAAACGGAGUUUCCUUAAAUGACACCUUAAUGGUAGGACCCACUCUUCAGGCUGAUUUAAGACAUAUUGUCAUGAGAUGGCGACAACAUCCGAUUUGUCUGGUAGCAGACAUAAUAAAAAUGUAUCGCCAAAUUAAAGUCGCUCGAUCGGAUGCAGAUUUCCAAAGAAUUGUCUGGAGAGAGGAUCCUGACAAAGAGAUAGAGGACUUUCGACUUCUGACUGUCACCUUUGGCACAUCGUGCGCCCCUUACUUAGCUGUUAAGUCGUUACAUCAAGUUGCGCGCGAUGAAGGUAGUAUAUAUCCAUUGGCUGCUGAAAGAGUGACAUCAGACUUCUACAUGGAUGAUUUGAUGACUGGAUGCACAUCUGAAACAGAAGUGAAAAGGAUUUAUAGUGAAAUGAAUAGUUUAUUAGAAAAAGGGGGGUUCCAAUUGCAAAAGUGGACAAGCAAUAGAAUGUCCUUGUUGGAAAGCUUAAAAGAAAGUUCUGGAAGAGACUUGGAAAUCAAAACUGAUAAAGUAACUAAGAUUCUGGGCCUUACCUGGAACAGGAACACGGAUGAAUUUGAUUAUUCUGUGAAGAUGUCACCUCCCGCUGCACCUGAAACAAAAAGAACGGUCAUAUCGGAAAUAUCACGACUUUAUGAUCCAUUAGGAUGGAUAGCUCCGUGCAUCAUAACCUCUAAGGUUUUCAUACAGAAGCUAUGGAUUAGUGGCAUAGGUUGGGAUGAUGAACUGCCACCAGAUCUCGCACAAGAGUGGAGAUAUUACAGAACAGAAUUAGAGAAACUGGUGGAUUUUCAUAUUCCCAGAUGGAUAGGCAAGGGGGAGAUGAUAUUACUAUAGAGCUACAUGGUUUUAGCGAUGCAUCAAAUACAGCUUAUGCGGCUGUGGUGUAUUGUCGCAUUGUUAACGCUAGGGCGCAAAUUCACUCGCACCUCAUCACCGCAAAAACGAAGGUAGCUCCUAUCAAGCAGAUAUCCAUUCCACGCUUGGAAUUGUGUGGUUCUGUUCUAGUAGCAAAAUUAUUGAUAGAAGUAGCUGAAGUUAUGAACAUUCCAAAGGCUAAUAUACAUGCGUGGACCGAUUCAUCUGUGGUUUUGGCCUGGUUAAAUGAUCAUCCAAGCCGUUGGAAAACUUACGUAGCCAAUCGCACUUCCGAGAUCCUUAGUUUGCUGGACAACACGCAGUGGGCUUAUGUUAAAUCUAAAGAAAAUCCAGCAGAUAUCGCUUCUCGUGGGGUAUCUCCAGCAGUUUUACUUAAUGAUGAUUUAUGGAAACGAGGACCAGGUUGGUUAAGAAAUGAUCAGAUAGAGUACACCAGACCUAGCGCAAUACGCACAAACGAGGAGAAAAACCCUGUUAAGGUUCACACUACCAACCUGGUACCGGAUUUUGAAGUCGUUUGGGGAACUAGGUAUUCAUCACUUACACGUCUAGUAAGGGUUGUUGCGUACUGUAAAAGGUUUUUGCAGUCAACAAGAGCUCGUAAGGAGAACAGUAAAGUAGCAGCUUACCUGUCAGCUUCCGAAAUUCGCGAAGCUUUUGAAUGUGUGUAUCCGGCAAAGCCAACAGCAAUGGUUUCAGGCAGAAUUGAUGGCCCUGAAAAAUAAAGUUUCAUUAGAAAAAACGAGUCCUUUAUAUAAAUUAAAUGUAU
This is a messenger RNA of Spodoptera frugiperda (fall armyworm), 4717 nucleotides long. RefSeq lists its product as uncharacterized. Bases 781 to 3906 code for a protein of 1041 amino acids. Gene Ontology annotation, biological process: proteolysis. The transcript has a single exon. The record is from RefSeq and is a predicted model, not a curated record. Lineage: Eukaryota; Metazoa; Arthropoda; Insecta; Lepidoptera; Noctuidae. Gene Ontology annotation, molecular function: aspartic-type endopeptidase activity.